Molecule: messenger RNA, 1858 nt
Organism: Chelonus insularis
Lineage: Eukaryota; Metazoa; Arthropoda; Insecta; Hymenoptera; Braconidae
Product: lateral signaling target protein 2 homolog
Exons: 4
Coding region: 132-734 (200 amino acids)
Source: RefSeq, a predicted model, not a curated record
GAGAACGCGAGGUAAAAGCUAGGUGGAUUAUAGUGAUGUAUCGAUCGGCUGGGGUCAUUUGAGGUCACCAAAGUUCACACAGCAUCGCGUGGUUCACGAACUCAAAAAAUCCACAUAUAUUAAUAACCAAGAUGAUUGGGGCUAUGCCAGCAGUUGCUGUCCGCCACGAGCGUAGAAGACAAGAGAAAAGACUAAAAAGACCAAGCCAGCUUUAUCUAAGUGGACAAUGGAUGCCACCACUUCAAGGAUCUCCACCAACUCCUAGUCCCCAUGGACAAAAUAGUCAUCUUGACCCUCUUCCUGAGCUUUAUCUAUGCGGCAAAAUAUCUGUGUUACAUGCUAUCGUGAUAUGUUUGCUGCUGGGUGCAAUAGUGUUGGUGGUUGGACUAGUUCAGUUGGCUCCUGGAGCAACGACCACAGACCACAGACUUGCAUUACUGAUAGCUGGAGCGACUUUACUGCUAUGUGGUAUUGUACUUGCUGGAGUGAGAUGUUAUGUUCUCCAUUGCAUACCUUUGCCAGAAUCACCAGUAGCAACGCCAUUGCCACCAUCAAACACAACAGAUCAAUCAUCAGUUGCAAAGGGAACACUUGACCUACUUGUUGGACAUGAAAAUCCACCGGAAACAGAACAAAUGAUUCAUCACCACCACCAUCAUCACCAUCAUCAUCGUCAUCAUGGCAAUCACAAAGAAAAACGUAGCUCCCAAGGCUCCCAAGCCGAAUCAGCCUAAAAUUUCGCAAAAUAAUUAGAACUUAAAGUCUUAUAAAAAAUGAAACUUCCAAAACUGUGUUGACGGGUAAAUAUUUAAAACUAGAGUUAUAUAGUUAAGCAGUCAACAAAACUCGUACUGAACUCUUGAAAUAUUAAAUCUACACAUUAGAGAAAUUAAUUAAAUUUUUCGAGUGUUCAAAUAUUUAAAAGAUAUUUAAAAAAAUGAAAAAUACAAAUUAAUGGAACAAAAAAAUAAAUAAAUAAAAUUCAUGGAAAUGAUAAAACCACGGAUUAGCUAAAAGUAUAAAUGACGAAGGCGAUGUUUCGUCAUUUCUUUUAACUUUUAUAACUUUCUAUACAUCUAUAAAUAUAUACAUAUAUAUAAAUAUAUAACAUGUUAUAACAUUCUCAACACUAUUAUUUUAUUUGCACAUAAAAUUGUGUAUAUUUAUGUAUCCUUAAUGUAUACAUAUCAAUAUGUAUGUAUAUUAAUAAGGAUUCAAGUAAUAUGAAUUUGAUUGUAUGCAUUAUAUGUAUAUAAUCAAAUAAUAUUGUAAGUGUGUGAUGCUUCGAAGAUAAAUCUGAAAUCAAAGUUUUGUAUGAUAUUUUUUUUUUUCUUAUUCGACUCGAAAUGUUCGAUUGGGACAGCAUAGAUAUAUAUCAAUGGUUUUUUAACGUUUUUAUCAUAUGCGAAAAAUAAAAUUCAUUUUUUCGUCACAUGUAGAGGAUAAUUAAUUCAGGACAAAAAAUAUUAAAAUACAAAAUAUGUCAAAUAUAAUUCUAAACAAAUCGGUAAUACAAAUUAAUUAUUAAGAUAAUCGAUGAUAAAUUAUUUUAUCAUUUUCACCAGUGCAGCGUUGAUUAUUCUAUACCAAAAUAUCCUAGUCUUUCAAUUUAUUGUAUCCUAUAUGACACUAAAAUUAAAAAAAAAAUUCUUAAAAAAAAUGUGUCUUAGCGAUGGAAUUAUUUUAUCAGAAUUUUUUUAUAUAGAUAAUAAGAUGGAUUAUUUACACAAUCAGUGUAAUAAUAAGUGUGAAUUUUCCUUAUUUAUAAGAAACUGAGGAAAGUAAAUACAUAAUUACCUGUUGGAAUAAAGAAAAUGAAUGAUAUAUAAAUUGAAUGUAAUUUUAAUCAUUUAUAUAA